This is a messenger RNA of Archocentrus centrarchus (flier cichlid), 1533 nucleotides long. RefSeq names its product zona pellucida sperm-binding protein 4-like. The record is from RefSeq and is a predicted model, not a curated record. Lineage: Eukaryota; Metazoa; Chordata; Actinopteri; Cichliformes; Cichlidae. The coding region runs from base 1 to 1533 and encodes 510 amino acids. The transcript has 12 exons. Gene Ontology annotation, molecular function: acrosin binding; structural constituent of egg coat. Gene Ontology annotation, cellular component: egg coat. Gene Ontology annotation, biological process: prevention of polyspermy; binding of sperm to zona pellucida.
AUGCCGCGAGUCACCUGCUCUGUCCGCGGGAUGAGAGCUGUGUUUGGUCCUCAAGUGAAAAACAAUGUACACGCUAGAGACGUCACAGGGGCUUCAGUUCCAGUGCUUCCAUCCGGGAAGUCCUGUGGAGUGCGAUUGGGUAGACUGAAGAACCAGAGCCUCUCGUUUUUCAGCAGAUAUGACAGCUGCUUUGUUCAUUUUGAGGGCAGCAAAGCGGUCAUCCCGCUGCAAAUCCAGCUGGGAGGAGAGGAUCGAUGGAUCAGGGUAAAUAUCAGCUGUCCCCUGAUAAAGAGAAGAAGUGAGAGGAACCACCCUCGCCCAACACCAUUCCCUGGGAAUUGUGACGUUGAAAGAGCUCUCCGAGUGGACUGCGGCCACCAAAGCAUCGACAGUGAUGCCUGCUACAAACUUGGAUGCUGCUAUGAUGCUCAUGAUUCAACCUGCUACUACACACUCAAUGCCUGCUCCCUGGAUGGACACUUUGUGUUCUCAGUGAAAUCUACAGACAGUGACCCACCUAUUGAUCCCAGCAGCCUCAUUGUAAAGGAUCAGCCUCACUGUUACCCUGUAGUCACAACUCCCGAUACCGCUGUCUUCAAGAUAGGAGUCUCAGACUGCGGUGCAAAGAUGAAGGUGACUGGAGAUAUGGUGAUUUAUGAGCUGGAAGUGGUGGAGCUGCAUGAUAGAAGUGAUGCCAAACAGUUCCCAUUUAGUCUUCAGGUCCAGUGUGAAUAUGAUACAUCUGAUCUGAAGCAUGCAGCAGAAAUGCGGUCCUUGUAUGCGGUGACCAAUCCACCACCUGUGGUUGCGCUGGGGUCCAUCAGAGUGCAGAUGAGAAUAGCCACAGAUGCAUCUUUUACAUCCUUUAUUCCUGAAGACCAGCUUCCACUGAUCUUGCCCCUUCGUGAAGCAGUGAAUGUGGAGAUUUCCAUUGUGCAGCCGUCCCCAGAUCCUACACUUACCCUGCGAGUGCGAGACUGCUUUGCCUAUCCUGGCUCUAGAUACUCUGUGUGGACACUCCUCUAUGAUGGAUGUCCAAACCCUCAGGAUAAUAUGAGAAGCUCUGUCCCAGUGGACAAACAGGGAAAGACCACAUCUCACUCACAAGUCAGGAGGUUUGAUGUAAAGACCUUUGCCUUCUUGGACCCCAGUACAGGCCAUCCAAGUGCAGAGGAAAUAUACUUUUAUUGUUGGGUGGAAAUCUGCAUGAAUGACAUUGAUUGUGCACAGCGCUGUACCUUCAUUUCACCUGAGGGGGAGAGACAGAGAAGAGAGGCCGCACCUCAGCCCCACCAGCUUCAGCUGGUCUCUUUAGGGCCUUUGCAGCUUGUCCAGAAUAACACUGAACCAGAGGAGGAUCCCUGUGUGAAACAUAAAAAAAUGUUUCAGGUGACAGUACAUAUUCUCUCUGGUGUUUGUGUUGCCCUGCUGCUGGUCCUGCUGUGGACUGUGUGUUCAAGCAUCAGAAGGUGUCAGAACAGAGGUGUGCAGCGAGCAUGUGAUCAACAAGUUGACAGUGAAGAAUCUCAAUAA